AUGUUCGCUCGCGCCUUCGUGGCACUUGCUUUGGUGGCUUCAGUUUUGAUUUCACCUAGCAAUGCUGUCACAUACACUCCUUUGAAGCCCCCAUCAUAUCCGUUGGCAGUGCGGAGUCCAUAUUUAUCAGCGUGGAUCCCUGGCAAUGUGGUUGAGUCGCUUCCCUCCAACAACGCGCAAUUCUGGGCAGGCAAUACUUUAGUCUGGUCUGUGAUUGCUCGUGUGGAUGAAACUACCUAUAAUUUGUUUGGCGUGGCCAGCCCCAACGACGGAACUGAAUCAGGAACUGUAACUGCGGCUACCUACACCUCAACACAUUCCACCUUCACGGUGACAGCCGGAUCUCGAAGCUUCACGUUAGACUUUUUCUCGCCUGUUUCGCCCAAGAAUUAUCUGCGCCAGUCUCUGCCUUUCUCAUAUUUAACAGUGACGGUCGCUGCAGGCGAUUCGAGCUCCAUUCAAAUCUACUCCGACAUAAGCGGGGGCUGGACGGGCCAGUCUAGCGAUUCCACCUGGAGCUACUCUACCAGUGGAUCGACGGGCGUAUUCCAGAUCGAGGCGGUCGGGCAGGCGACCUAUUCACAAAACAGUGAUGGUCAAGCGUUGUGGGGUAGCGCCGUCUACGCCACCCGUCCUUCCGACAGUAGCACACUCUCCACUCAAUCCGGCCCGCGGGUCACCGUUCGCGAGCAGUUUGUUGACAAUGGCACCCUUUCAGGGAACCAUGCUGACUGGACCUCGGGAGCUGUCGUGGGAUUUGCUCAUGAUCUCGGGACGAUAUCAGAUGAAUCCGCCGUCACCUUUGCGAUCGGCCACGUGCGAGAGGAGUCUAUCAAUUUCCUCGGCGCCGCGCAAACAGGCUAUUACCGUGCCAAAUAUGCCGAUACCGUCGAUGCCGUUACUUACUUCCUCGACGACUACGAUGACGCCAAUUCCGAAUCGACCGACUUCGAUGACUUGAUCUCCGACACUGGCUCGUCGAGCUUUGGAUCGAAUUACUCUGAUAUUCUCGCUCUCUCUGUGCGCCAAGUUUAUGGUGGUACAGAGCUGACGAUACCCAACGAGUCACUGGAUACGAGCGAAAUCCGUGCCUUCAUUAAGGAGAUCUCCAGCGAUGGAAACAUCAACACCGUCGAUGUCAUAUAUGCGACCUUCCCAAUUUUCUAUAUCCUGAGUCCCGCAUACCUCAAGUUGCUCAUUGCCCCUGUCUUCGAGUAUAUGGCCACCGACGCGUACUCGGAAAACUACGCGGUUCACGAUCUCGGAGCGAACUAUCCCAAUGCAACAGGCCAUGUAUCCUCCGGGGAGAGCAUGCCCAUAGAGGAAAGUGGCAAUAUCAUCUUCCUGACUUAUGCGUACCAGCUAGCCAGUGGCGAAACCGACUUAUACGACACAUACUCCUCGCAAAUAAAGACCUACGCGACCUACCUGGAAAACAAUGGUCUAUAUCCUGCUUCACAGUUGUCUCUUAAUGAUGCCCUCGGAGAACUAGCCAAUCAGACCAACCUCGCCGUCAAAGCCGCAGUCGGUCUCGCAACAUACGGCAAAUUGGCAGAUGAUACAUCAUACAUUACCACCGGCAGGGACUGGGCAGACAAAAUCUGGACAGACCAUCUAGGCACCGACGCAGCCGGAACACGCUUCCUGAUCCAAUACGAUAUCACACCCUGGUUCCUCGUCUACAACCACUAUCCAGACGUGCUAUUCGGACUAGAUGUCUUCCCAGACGAGGCAUACAACGCAACAUCAGACUUCUACCCAACCGUCCGUCAAGAUGCCGGUAUUCCUCUCGAUGGCUCUCUAGAAUGGGGUCAAACGAACUGGCAAGGCUUUGGUGCUGCUACCGUCAGCGGCGAGGCGCGCGAUAUCUUCAUUAACGACAUUUGGGCCUACAUCUCAAAUGGUCUGAACACUGCUCCUUUCUCAGAUAAAUACUGGACUUCAUCCGGUAGUGGCUAUACAGCUGGCGAAUCUGAUUCGUUCCGGGCGCGACCUACGCUAGGUAGCCAUUUUGCAUUGGCGGCUUUGUCUGGUGCGAAUACAUGGUCCACUUGA
Molecule: messenger RNA, 2055 nt
Organism: Penicillium angulare
Lineage: Eukaryota; Fungi; Ascomycota; Eurotiomycetes; Eurotiales; Aspergillaceae
Product: glutaminase family protein
Exons: 2
Coding region: 1-2055 (684 amino acids)
Source: RefSeq, a predicted model, not a curated record